Molecule: messenger RNA, 2428 nt
Organism: Lolium perenne
Lineage: Eukaryota; Viridiplantae; Streptophyta; Magnoliopsida; Poales; Poaceae
Source: RefSeq, a predicted model, not a curated record
CCUUGCAUACUCUGCAAUGGAUCAGUCACACGUGUAUGCUCCGUGCCAGUUUUCUUACCUAUAUGCGAGUUUGGGAUGUAUGCUGCUGAUCGCACUACCGUCUUACAUAUGUCAAAAUCGUUCAAUUUACUGCUUUGCUGCAUAAGUCAUUUUUUUAAAUUAAGGAACCCUGGUGAUAUCAUUUUGUAUGUUAAAAAAUGUGAAAUCUGUUUUUAUGCCCAAAAAGUGAUCUCAUUUGGCAAAUUAUAUGUCCAAUUAUUUAGAUGCUCAAUUAGAGUUUCUGAAAGCUCACUAUUUGACCUUAAAUUUCCUAAUUGAAAGUUUUUUAUAUUUCAGACCGAAGUGAAAGUUUUGCGAGCGGAAAACUGGGGAAAGGAUGGGGAUUGAUGAUCCAGGACAGUACCCUACUGGUCCUAGCGGUCAAAGUAGAACAGAGCUGAAGGCUGAAGGAAAAUUUGGCGGGAAGUGGUGGCGUAUGAUCAGCACAGCCAAUGGCGACGCCGUUCAAAACCGCCCACCCUACCUUUUGCAGGGCCUGCCACGCCCAGAUAUUUCAGUUGUGUGCACCCAGUCCACGUGAACCGACGCCUCUGCACCAUCAGGAAUCCUUCUGCUCUCCGCUCACAGCUCACCUCACCGCAUCACCACUACAGUGCGCCGCCGCCCACGCCGCGAUGUCACUAAGGCGCCUCCUAGGCCUCUCCGCUGGCGUCUCCGGCCGCCUACGCCGAUCCCUCUCCACGGGCGCCACCUCCCGUCCUCCCUGGGUCAUGUUCGAGCAGGCGGCAGCGGCCGGCGGGAUGCGACUGCGCUCGUCCGCGCUCAUCGUCGAGCCGCCGGGCUUCUCCCAACUCUCCGUGCCGGCGCUCAACGUCAACACCAGCGACGUGCCGGACCCCGACAGCGACGUCGUGCAGAUCCUCGGCGGCCAAGUAUGCUCCGCGAGCGGCGACGGCCUCGUCCUCGUCACCGUCUACGACAUGCGCGCCCCGGCCCCGAUCCUCGCGAAGCAGGGCGUCCAUCACGUCCGCCAGAUGAUCACAGAGAUCGUCCCUGAGCACUACCCAGACACCACGCGCUUCCUCUGCAACCCCCUCACCGGCCAAGUGACCCGCCUCCCUGACAUCGGGGACGGCCCGACGCAGCUCCUGUGCGGCCCUCACAUGGGCGUCCUCACCCAAGCCGACCGUGGCCACGGGCCGCCGGACAGGCUCGCCGUGGCGGAGCUGCAGGGGAACAGGAUGCUCCGGUUUCUCUCGGACACGGGCGGCUGGGAGCUCGCGGUCACCGCGCCGUGCCAACUCCCUCUUGCGCGCCGGGUUUACUUCGAGAGGGGCCAGCACGACCAAGAGGCGGUUGCCUUCGGCGGCCGGCUGUGGUGGGUGGACCUCACCUGGGGUGCCAUCUCGGCGGACCCGUUCAGCGACAGGCCGGAGCCCCGGUUCGUGGAGCUACCCAGGGGCAGCGUGCUGCCUGCACGCAUGGAAGUGCCGACCGGAAGGUUGCUUCGUACCGUUGAGGAAGGGGAGGCCUUGCGGAGAGGUGGGCUGGGUAGGUACCGGCGCAUGGGGGUCAGCGACGGAAGGCCGCGGUAUGCCGAGGUGUGGAAUCGGGAGCCGUUCGUGCUCAGCGUCUUCGCGCUCGACGACGAGGGCAGCGCCUGGACGCUGGAGCACCGCCUGGUGCUCAGCCGUCUCUGGUCCGACGGAGACCAUCCGUGGCUGCCCUUGCCGGAGAAGACCACGCCUCAAAUUAGCGCCUUUGACCCGCUCAAUGGCAAUGUCAUCUACCUGUCGGUCGGAGAGCACAUCGUCGUCGUGGACAUGAACAGGGAGGAGGUGAUUGGGAGUUCUCCGAAGGACGGCACCAGUUCCUGUGUCACAUGCGUGCUUCCACCCUGGCUCGAAUCCUGCCGGAUCCCUGCUGCAGGCAAGAAGGAUGAUGGGGAAAACAAGACUUUGGCAGAUGUUCUGGUUCGUUCUGGUGGAAGUCACACGAACUGAAGCGCACCAAGUUACAAGUCGAUGUAUCUCUGGGUUUCUUAAAUCUAAAAACAAUCAAGUAGUACCUGAUGGUGGCAGUUUGCGUGGACACCCAUUUUGCGGAAAAGCUGGAGAAGUUUGGUUUUUGGAGUUUGCUCUUGAACUACUUGUUUCGGGGAAAAUCUGGAAGUUGUUUCGGGUUUUAAGUUCAAACCAGAACAUUGUAUAGAAUCACUCAAUUGAGUCAAUGUCUGGUAAGACAAUAUGCCCAUUUUUCUGUACUAAAAGGUGGACUCAACACACUUUAACUCCCUUGUGGGUAAUUUUGAUUAGGGAUCUUCCCUGCUUACCUAUCUCUACUGUAUGAAUGAGAGAUGUCUGAUGAUGUAAUGAUUGUUUGAACAUACAGUAUUCUGUUUUUACUUACUAUUGAGAAGAACCUUCAU